AUGCCCGGCUUCACGUGCUGCGUCCCGGGCUGCUAUAGUAACUCGCACCGGGACAAAGGCCUGCACUUCUACACGUUCCCGAAGGAUGUGGAGCUCCGGCGGCAGUGGCUGAAGAAUGUGUCGAGGGCCGGUGUGACGGGCUGCUUCAACACCUUCCAGCCCACCAACGGGCACCGGGUGUGCAGCCUGCACUUCCAGGGAGGCCGCAAGUCGUACAGCAUCAAGAUCCCCACCAUCUUCCCCCUGCGGGGAGUCAACGAGAGGAAGGUCCGCAGGAACAACGCGGGGGACCGGGGCAAGAAGAGGCAGCAGCCGCAGCCCCACUACUCGUCCGCCGCCACCACCGUGCUGGUGACAGGACUGCCCGGCCAGGAGGAGCAGGAGGUGCUGGAGCUGACAGCCGGCAAUGCCGAGAUGGUCUUACUGGGAGCCACGGCCGGCAUGGGGGCCACCAUGGCCGGAGUCAGCGCUUCGGCAGCCGUGAUGGGCAGUGCCAUGGAAGCCAUGGGAGCAGCGGCUGGAGGGGGACCGGUGGCUGCCGAACCGAACCCAGGGAACCUCACGGUCAAGCUGGAUGCAGGAGGAGGACUAGCCAGCCACUUCUCGUCUCCAGGUAGCCACGGGACACACCAGGGCAUCCAGGUGGUGGUGGUGGGCGAGGAGACCUACCCCAUCCCAGACUGCUGCCCCUCUCCUCUAUUCACGGACCAUUCUUACUCCAUGUCUUCCGGCACCACUACCGAGGAGCUGCUGAGGAAGCUCAACGAGCAGAGGGACAUCAUAGCCCUGAUGGAGGUGAAGAUGAAGGAGAUGAAGUCCAGCAUCAGGCACCUGAGGAUCACCGAGGUGAAGCUGAGGGAGGAAAUUCGCCAGAAGGACAAAGUGCUGUCAAUGGCAGGGGCAAAGAAAAAAGAAGGGCAUUUAUAG
Messenger RNA from Pelobates cultripes (western spadefoot toad), 927 nucleotides. NCBI's taxonomy places the organism in Eukaryota, Metazoa, Chordata, Amphibia, Anura, Pelobatidae. The record is from the annotation of a GenBank genome assembly.